UUUUCAGGGAGCUUCUUCCAGCCUAGUAGUGAAAUUUGCAGACACAGAAAAGGAACGCCAACUGAGACGCAUGCAGCAGAUGGCUGGAAACAUGAGUCUUCUCAACCCUUUCGUGUUCAACCAAUUCGGAGCUUACGGAGCUUACGCGCAGCAACAGGCAGCGCUCAUGGCAGCCACAGCGCAAGGGACGUACAUCAAUCCAAUGGCUGCGAUAGCGACCCAUCAUGCAACUAUGAAUGGAAUGGCCAAUUCGGGGCUACCACCAACGACAGAGGUUCCUGUAGGAGCUGGCUCUGGACAACCGCCGGUGAACGGCGCAAUCCCAAGCCUUCCUUCCCCGACGAUGCCCACAUUCAACAUGGCCGCCCAGACCCCGAACGGGCAGCCUGGAGGGCAGGAGCCGCCCCCAGGAGUUUACACCAAUGGGAUACCGCCCCCUCAGACCUAUCAGGCGCGAGAGUACUUCAGGGCAGAUGCUCUGCACCUUUCUAUCCCGGCGCAAGCAGCUGGACUCCCGAACGGAGAGGCAGCCAUCCAGCAUCCUGCCUACCCACCUGGAAUGCAGCCCGCCUAUCCCGGAGUCGCAGCUUACCCCGCCGUUUAUGGUCAAUUCCCACAGGCUAUUCCGCAACCAAUAUCGGCAGUACCGCCCGCCCAAAGAGAAGCAUUCGUACUGGUUGAAAAUCCAGGCUGUUCAAUAUCUGGACCUGAGGGCUGCAACCUCUUCAUCUACCAUCUACCACAGGAAUUCGGUGACGCGGAGCUAAUGCAGAUGUUUUUACCUUUCGGAAACGUCAUCAGCUCGAAAGUAUUCAUUGAUCGUGCCACAAAUCAGAGCAAAUGUUUCGGGUUUGUAUCAUUCGACAACCCAGCAAGCGCCCAAGCAGCGAUUCAAGCGAUGAACGGCUUCCAAAUCGGCAUGAAACGCCUGAAGGUCCAACUGAAGCGACCCAAGGACGCCAACAGACCCUAUUAGCCCUGGGCCCCCUCUACGGCAGCCGCCCCCACCGGUUCGGCACUGCUUCGACUGCCCAGCGCAGGUCUGCCCAUCCUUCGCCAAUAGUAUAUACAUACACUUAAACAUAACAAAAUAGUUUUAUACAUAUUAACGAUUAUUACCACACGCGCCUGGCGGUAUAUAUUAUUACUCCGAGCACUCUUUAUUGUAGUACACACUUUCAACCUUCUGCGGAUGCGGCAUCUAGCAGUCUUUUGAUCAUUUUGUUAUAAACAGUCGUCAUGAAAUGACAUUGGGGUGGUUACUUAAGAUAUUCAAAACUUAGAUUAGAACAAUCAGUCAACCCUUUUAUGAAGAAUUAGGAUGUGAAUUACCCAGCAAGUGAUUAACUACCACUUUAAACUUACAUACACUAUAAAUAUGUGUAUAUGUACUGCCAAAUUGACUCUAAUAAUGUUACGUUUGGGUUCGCAGGCUUAAGUCCUCAUUAGAUGUUAAAACUCUUAGGUAUCAAGAGUCAGAUUUGUAGACCUUCCUUGAGGCUUCCUUGGAAACAGUUAAACAAUUUGGUUUAUUGGUGCUAAAUAUAAAUAAACAAUAAAAAAUAAUAUUUUUGCUGUCUCGAAUAACAGUGCAAUCACAGAGAAGUGAAAAACUGAAUAUAGGCGACCAGUUGCACCAAACUGCUUUACUGUUACCUUCUCAUUUUAUUUUCAUUGAUUGCUCUAAAUUUGUCUAAUAUAUAGGUCAAAUUCAGAUUCUCGCUAAAUUUCUUUUUUUAUUGUCAUACAUUAUAAUUUAUAAUAAUAUAAAAUUUGAAUAUAAAAUAUGUUUUUGUUUCAAGUACUGUAGUAGUUGAAUCUGACAGACAAAUCUUUAAUCUGCAACCAGCAGAACAGUUCGGUACAACUGGUUGCCUAUAAUCAGUUUUUUUCUUAUCUGUGAUUGGGCUGUAAUUCGAGGAAGCAUUUUGCAUUGUAUUCAUAUAGGUAUUUAGCACAAACAAGCCAAAUAUCUUUACAAUUUUAUCAUCAAAAUGCUAAAUAGAUGCGACCAGCAAAGAAAAAUCUUUCUGCCAUCGAUGAUAGCGUGUGUUGACAACUAUUACAGCCUGCUAUGAAAUGAAAGUUUAAAUCCUUCCUUGAACGUUCCUCAAGGAAGCGUCAUUGUUUCAUUAUUUAAUAAUGAGAUAUCAGAUAUCCAUUUUUUCCAAGGAACUCUCACGUUUUAAGGGAGGCCUAUAAAUCUGACUCCAAGUCUUUUAGUAGUGAGUGUUCGAUCACUAUUAUAGGACCAAAGUUGUAUGUCAAUGACAAUAACCGAUUUUAUUUUUUUUUUUAAGAGACAAACUUAUUUUUCGCUGCGGCAUCCUUUAAAAAAACACAGCCUGAUGUUGGGGCACAUUCUCGAAGUCAAUGCUUAUAUAAUGUUGCUCCCAAAACGUAUCCUGUGGUUUUCAUGUCUCCCUUGUCUGACCCAAGUAGGUAUAUCUUAAUUUCUGUUUAUUGAACGACCUCCGCGAUGGCCGUUCUCAACUACAAUGACAUUAUAUUUUGUUUAUCAGAUAAAUAAUAAAAUAAAUAAUUGUUGUUGUACUUGAUGAAGGCCACUAUGAUGUACGAAUCGUCGUACAAUGAACAGAAGUCAAAACAUACAGGAUGUUCAACAACUUCCCGACCCUUCCCCGUGUCUGUGAAACUACUGACCGGAAAAAAUUACUAAGAUAAGAGUUGUAGGAUUUUACUUAGCAGUAUAAUGGUGAUCCUGACAAUGACCUUGACUUUGAUUUCCUUUUACAGUCAAAUUGAAUUUAAGUUUAGAUAUAUCCUUGACCAUGAUCUUGUGCUUGACUUAGCUUAUUUUGAGAUCAAAUUGGUUUUCUUAAAUGUAACCCUAUACUUUUGACUCCUGAAGUCGAAAAUACGGAAAUUUCUGAGUUUGGACAUGUCCUUGACCAUGACUAGGUAUGUCGAUCGAGUGAUGUAUAUGUGGUUCGAUUCGCCCAGACAGUGGGGACCUAUCAAUGCACGCGAGUUUCAAACAAAGUACUGUAAUAUACAAGGUGUACCUGAUAAGCAGUGAAACUUCAGCUCAUACUUACUUACUUAUAUAAGUUUGCACCCUUCACUUCCAAAAACCCAAGUGUUGAUCUCCGUUUGCAACAUUCAGCUUCUUUUUUGCGCUACGUAAACAAACAAACGCGGCCCAGGAUGGAUACGUUUCGGGAAACAAUCUGAAUACAUUCUUUAAACCUCAACAGCAUCUUGAUAACAUUCACCGUAUAACCACAUCCACAUGCUUAUUAUUAAUGUUGCUCUCUUGAAUCCACUUUAUAAACAAACAGCUCAGUUUACCUACACAUCGCCUAGGUUAAAUACUGAUACGUAUCGUGUCUUUCCACCUUUUAUUCAAUCAGUAGGCAGGGCCGGACUAUGAUUCACAGAUUUUUUCGGAAUCUAGCAUCUCCAUCUUAAGACUUUGGGUUACGUGUUACUAGAAAAUUUUUAUUAUUUUCACAAGAACUAAUAGUGGCCUACUCUAAAAACAUCAUCUAUUUAUUCCAAAAUGUGUUAGUUGUGGAAUAUAAAUCAAUCACAUUUUCUUUACUUUACCCUCUUAUAGUAUUUCAUCGUACAUAUAGUUUAGGUAACUGAUAUCAGAGCAGCGUUUAUAAUCAUAAACACCUCAAUGUGGGUAAUGCCAGUAAAUGACUAUUAAUGGUCCUGAAAUAGUGACUACAAUCACUACAAUUUAUAAACCGAGUAGAAAUUGAAUAUUGGAUCAUUUAGCUCUUAUUGGAGAUUUAUAGGAAUAGAAUAAACAUCGAUAGCCGAAUUAUAAACAAAUCAUUUUUCUAAAGACUUCAAUCAUUGUAGAAUAUCCCAAGAAUCUAAAGGUUGCUACGUUGUCAAUUCCUCGUAAGUGUCUGUAAAGUAGUUGGCCCCUUUACGCCACCAGACCGUUCUCUUCUCGAGAAAUUCCGAAUGGGCUGUGAUUAAAUAACAAAUCAGUGUUUGAUUGUACAGGCCGUUUUGUAUUCUCGUUUUGUCGACAUAUAUAACUGUUAUAUAUUGUUUCGAGACAACUCUCUAUUUGUUGUAAGUAUAUAUAAAUGUGUGUGGUUUAACUAUAAUCGAAUAAGAUAUAUGAAAAAAGUGAAAAAUGGUGGUUCCAGAUGCUGCUAUAUACUUGCGCAAAAAAAACUCAGAAUGAAAUGCAAUUAUAUUGAACACUCUACAUGACGGACUGAGUUAAAUAUGUUUGCUAUCUGUCUCUGCAACCAUAUCCAACCGCAGACACCGCUGUUUCAUGCUUCAUCAGUACAGUAUAGGUGUUGGAGACAGACAAACGGAUAGCAAGCAAGUGAGUAUCGUCUUUUAAAAAAUGUGUAUGUAUGUUUACGGAAUAUAACACAAAAGCUCUAUACCUUCUAGCUUAUAAUUGUUAGGCGUCUGUAUUAUGUACAGAUAAAUAUCGCCCAUCAUAAUAAAAACCUACGACCCGUCAAGCAGAUGUAUUUCUAAGCAUUCACAAAGCUACUAGCAAUGCAUACACAGGGUGAACUGAAUAUUCAGGCUGUGUCCACCUUUACCAACGAAUUCAGACUAGAUAGAAGGAGGAGGCCUACGAUUUGUUCGUCUCCAGAAUCUAAGUCCAUAGACAGCAUUGUGUAGUUCUGGCAUUAAAUUCGUAUUUUUGAUGAAAUUUUUCAAAAAAUACGAGGGUUUGCAAAUAAUUGUUGUGUGAGGCAAUUUCAGGACAUGGUACUUCUUGCAUAAUUUGCGAAGAGCGGCCACAAGCCUAACGAAAAAAGAUCUUUCCACCGGUAAGUAUUACAAUGCAAGGCAAGGCUCGGCUACUUCUAAUCUAUUCAAAUUUGUUGGUCUAUACAUAGUACAGACGUCUAUCAGUUAUGAGCCAAACGACGUAGGGGCCUUUUUGUCAUUUUCAGCGUAAAGACUAAGAAUGUACCAGCUUUGGCAAACCAUUUGUAGGUGGCGCAAGUCAGAUUUCGUUAGCUAUUUGCCCACAGCUCCACCUAUCGCCAUAUAGCUCAUACACCCUUUUUCUGUUUUUCAACUGAAGUACUCGUCAGUGGCUCCGUCCUCUUACUUUUGACUGGAAACAGCGAAAAAAAUACAUUUUGACAUAUGUCGAAGGUAAAUGUUGAAGUUACAUUUACUCUCUUUUAAUUAUUGAGUUUCAACGCCAGAAAUAGAGAAAAGGGUAAUGGGUAAUUCGGGCGUCGUUCCUUUAUCUCGCGAACAACGAUGAAUUUUAUUCUGCUUAUUAAGGUUGUUGAAGACAUAAAUAAUGAGCAAACAAUAGUUCUAAGUACAACGCUUUUGAAAUAUUGGACAUAGAAGUCUGGUGAAAAAUGAGUAGCGCUCUAUUUCAUAAAAGCAGAAUCAAUCAGUUAGUAUACGAAAGUGUGUAUGCUUUUUACAGUUCAUAUAAGUUUAAAAGUCUUAUAAGUUCUAAUGUCAUGUAGUCUAGUACCAGAGCGGAAGAGAAUAGUAUAACACAGUUUUCAGAUGUUCCCCUUCUACUUGCUCCUGCUCCGUUAUUGUUGAACACAUUUAAGUAAGGUAUUCUAUCAUUGAUAAAGCAGUACCUUGGUGUCAAAAUUGUACCAUAAUCCGAGCAGUAACUUCCGAACAGAAGACCUCGUAGCUGUUUCGCUGAAGUUAUUUUUAAGGCCCUAAUUGAAUGUCAAAACAGUCAUCCACAUACAGAACCGUGGUCCAUAAUGUCAUCAUGAACUUGAACUACAAAAAAUGCACAGGUCAACUCUGUUAACAGCACUGAAAACGCAAUCCGACCCAGUACCGCUGUGUCUGACGCUGCUUCUGGCUGGAGCGACCACGUCGACAGCUUGGGUUAUAUUUGUGCUCUCUGUGCUAGAACCUGUGCUGUCCUGCAUAAAAACCACUCGCCUGACAAACAUUAGCCAGAGAGCUUUUACUGCGUUACUCUUCCAUUUUGGCACCUGAUUACGGUCUAACUCCAAGGUUGAAAGUUCCAGAACCGUUGCCACUUGGUACGGUAUCUUUUGCGCAUAAUUUUAUGUCUUGUCUACAUUAAUAAGAAAUCGCAAGCGGUCGUUGGCGGCGAGAUAGAAAAAUGACGCUAUAAAUCAUUGAAAAUUGCCGGCGUUGUUUAAAGUUACGAGGGUUGAUCCAGAAAUAUGGUCCCCAAAAAGCUCCAGCCACAUUCGAAGGUGCAAAACCUUUCUUUUGACCAACCCUCGUAUAAGACGGGAUGAUAUUGAGUCUUAUGAAGAGUGAAGAAUAUUCAAUGUUAUUGUAAAAUAUACCGAGCUUUUUUGCGGAAGCAUAUUGAUAGUAUCAGAAGCCAUUAAGGUAUGGUGGCGUGUCUGGUCCUGUGUCCACAGUUGCCAAAUUUAGCUCAGGCGUAUCUCAUGUGAUGCUAUGCUAGUCACAGCUGCUCGGAGUUCUAUAAUUGAAAAUGUGAACAUUUAAUCUAUAAGAUGAGGUGCUUUCGAAAACGGUAAUAUUUGGUUAAAAGUUGUUCAAGAGAAUGGACCCAAAGUAUCCCACAUGAAAAUGAUAGUCAGUAGAUUUUAUCCAAAACAAUACUAGAUACGUAGCCUGAACUUCAUUAUGCUUUUAAGCUAGCUGCAAUUCGCAAGAUCGCAUUUUUGAGAAUACGUUUGGAGUGUAGUGCGAGUGUCAUAUUGAAACAUAUGAAUUUUUAUUGGACGUGCCACUAAACAAACAAAAAGGAAAUGUUAGUAUCUAAGGUUUAUCAAGCAUCAUAGAAAAGUUUGGUAAAAUUCUACUGGAAGUCUUGUGAUGGUCGCUUCGGGUGUUUGUUGAAAGGUACAUACAUAAAACGCUGAAACCUCUUAUGAUAUAAAUAUUGCUGAUGAUAUAUAUGUAACUCCAUGUAAGGGGAAUAUCAUUGUGGAGAUGCAUGUCCUAAUACAGAGUGUAUUUUUGAUAAAAUCAUGUAUAUCUGUCAGUAAGCCGUAACUGAAUUGCCAUAUUAAAUGUAAAAACCGUCAUGUGAUAACGAGAUUAAAUUAUAAAAUAUUUCGAAAUGUUCAGCGUUGCUAGAGUAUAUGUUUUUAUCAACUAGCACGAACAGUUCCGUUGUUGUUGAAAUAAAAUUUUAAAUAAUAACAGGACGUUUUUCGAAAGCACUCGAACAAACCAAAUCAGGGCUCCGGCAUUUUUAAAGUUGUAAGUGAGCCAAUGAUAUAUUUAUUUACAUAUAUUUAACAGUACUUAUACAAAAAUAGUAUAAUAUUUCUACUAAGUAACAUAAUCCUUAAAAAGUACCAAAUAUAUAUAUAUUAACCUGUAAAAAUCCGUAGCUGUAGCAACCCUAGGUUAGGUGAUAACACACAAAAUGAUAAAGGAGGAACACAGAGUGGUCAAAAUACCAUUUGGGUAUGGGAUGUAUGGAAUAUCUUCUCCAUGCUACGCGUUCUCGAUAUUGGGAUCAGAAAAUAUGUUACUCAAAAACCUACUGAAUUCUAGAUACGCUUAAACAUUUUGGCAUAUCAACUUGUGUUUAUUUUUUUCAAGAACGACACUUUUUGUUGACUUCAGCCUCUGUACUUAACCGAGUCAGAGUAACCUCAAAUUAAAUAUUUGGAAAAAUACUGUCAACCUCGGGUAAGUUUGAUCCAAAUAUUUACGCAAAAAAUUUAUGCAAAAUCAAACGGUUACUCUUUUAUUCAUACUGAUUAAUGAAAAUGUUUGUCAUGUGGGUUUGAAAUCCAUUUCAAAUGAGAUCAUCCUGAUUCUCUAUACAUAUAGUUUGACGAAGAUAUUCUAUAGCAUUUGGUAUGCCGUUUAUCGAUUUUAGAAAAAUGCGUUUGCCAUUUAUGAAUUUUAUCAAAUGUAAGUAUAUAAGUUUAUAAUUAUAUCAAAAUGCAAGUUGUGCGUUUUCGCCAAAUAGUUGUUGAGAAGUUAGUUAACGCUUUCGCGGGGCGACAAUUUAGUCCCAGGCCAGGAAAAUUGAAGGGCGCAUUUAAAAGCUACAAGGGUAUUGGGGUGGCUCUUAUUAUCCACAAUAUUCACAAAAAUUAUUAUCAGUCUCUCAAGUGACAAAAUUGGCGGAAGUAGAUGAUGUGUGUGAAUUUUUCUAGUGCUGUUAUAAUAUGCACCUUUCUGAACAACACUAUCAAAAAAAGUCAUGGUAACAACAAGAAGUUCACAAAUAGUCUAUUGCAUUGCAACCAUUUGGUCAGAUAAUAAGGUCACCUCCAUUUAUCCUAAUGCUAAAGGAAUAUGCUCGACUGGGCCACUCUAGUCAAAUUAUCCAGCCCUUGGCUGUCAUUAGUUAAAAUGAUUAGGUACAUAUUAAUUUAGACCUCUGUUGAUUUGGCUAUCCUCUAUUCGCUGUACACACCAGCUUCGUGUUUUAUCUUGACCGACGAUUCCGUUUUAGGUUUAGCAGUUCUCAAUAUUUGCCGUGGUACAUGAAUAUAGCACAAGCUCCGUGUGAAUUGAUGCAACAUAUUGAAGCGCUCCCUACAUGAAGCUCUCUGAUGACAGUAUUUCCAAAAAAUAUAGGUAUAUUUCACUGUAUGUUUACGCGAAAGUUUAUUUUAUUCAUAAUAGUAAUUGAUGAAACCUUGAAACGCGUGGAAUGAAAUAUUUCCCAUCAGUGUCAAUCGUAAAAAAAUACUUCAUACAAUUAUAUUUUCUUAACACACCUUAAUCUAAUGUUUGAAAGAGCUUCAUCAACGAGACAUAAAAAUUGUACAAAUUCAAUCACACACAAUACUUAGUUUACUAUUUAAAGCUUUAACUAGUCAUAGUACGAAUCUGUUUUGAGAGAAACUCGCAAUUAAGAGGAUUUGUGUAUCCUAUAUGUACAGCUUCUUUUGACAAUAAGAAUAUCUAGCACAAAGUAGGUACACUAACAUUAGGUACAAGAAAAUCAAAAAAAAAUUCUGGGUAUAUACAAGAAGUCGAAUUGAUCUCAGUUUUUGAUUUGAAAAACAAUGUACAAACCAAUUGCGUUAGUGCUACUAGUUCAGUACCUUGUUAGACUAAAAAAAAAACGAGAAACAAGUGAGGAAAACCAAAUCAACCUUUUUAGUCGUAAGACAUAUUUAGUCGACAUACAUGCUAUUUAUUGAAUUUGAAGUAUUUAGAGGUUCAACUUUUUAUCGGUUAAGUAUGAUUCUAUUUUUCAUUGGCUGAGAUAAUACAGUGCAAUAUUAACGGAACGACUGAAUACAUCGUUAGGUGAAACCGUACUUCUGAUACAUAGAAUGCACUCAGACAGCUGGACAAAUCAAAGAAAGUCUUGAAUCAAAAUGAUCCAAUAAAUAAUAAGGGGUUACUAUCAUGUCCCUCUUUGCAUUCUUGUGCUUCUGCAGUUUGUGCCAAUAUCUCAGACGGUAUUAAAGGUGAUAUUAGAGGCGUUUAAGAACAACCGAAGAUAGUAUCAUCCCGGGAGCGUAUGUCUACUCAAGCGUCUUACAGCUUACUUUUUAAUUUAUAUCCGGGCAUUAUUUCAAAUCUUCUCAUGACUAGCAAAAGUUUGAACAGCAUUUGAGUGUAUUUUGUGACAUCGUCUUACCAAUGUAUUCUUAUUGCAGACAAAUGGUUUGCUACUUUUAACUUGACGUUUAUUCCGCUUUUGUUUAGUGUGUCAUCUGGAAGUCGGAGUAACGUUCAUUCCUACCUCAAUAGAACUGUCUGACGUAUCAGUUUCAAACAAUUUCCAAAUAACUGCGAUAACGACAAGCUAAGAUACUAAGAUAUUUCAAAUAACAAACGAAAAAAGUCAUUAACAACAAAAAGUAAGGACAAAUGUUACUUUCAAAGACUGGCUGACCUGUGAGCAAAAGUGGAAUAAACGCUGACUUGUAUUAUAUAACUAUAAAUAAAACGCUAAUUUUUUUCUUUAGUAGUAGUGCAUUCCACGCUUGCUAAAGACAUUCCUCUAGCGAUGGAAAUAAACUAAAAAGAAAAAUAGAUAUUUAAGUAUGAAUCGAAAAGUAGGGAGGGUGACAGCUCCCGAGUUAUACAAAGAACAUUCACGUGGUCUCCCCAAUCAGAUUAGAUCCAGAAAGACUAAGGAGUUACGAUAGAGAAAAUUGUUCCACGAUGAUUGUAAAAUCUUAACUGCAAGAAGUGCAAGUUAUCUUCUGAACCCAAAAACACAUAGUGACUAAAUAGACCCAUAUUGUAUUGACUGAGAGACAAGAGGUAUACUAGUACAUAUAUUGAAUAGAAGGUAAGGGUAGUUAUAGAAUAUACUCAUUUGUGCUUGACAAGGAAAUAAAUAGUCUUAGAGUAAUAAAAUUAAAAUGAAUCAUAGAAGUGUGAACACAGGGAACGCUCGCUGGGGAUUUGUAUUAAAGUCUAAAAGCAAGUAGUUGUAUCGUCUAGCCAUCGGUAGACGAGCCUUUGGAUACUGAAUGAUUCCAAGUGAUCAUGACGUAAUUUGAAUUUUAAUCUCUAGUGGUUGAUUUUCUCUAUCGUGGCUGAGUUCUUUUGGUGGAACAGAAUGCGGAAAACAAAUGUCUAAACGCAGCGAAGUGAUUCAAGGAUACAGGGUAUGUUUUUGCAAUUAUUUGUGUAAACGAUUCUUCAUCAUGGGGAUACGACAAUGUUUCCCGAAACCGCGUACUUGGCGAUAUCGGUAUCUCGCCGGACAAAUUUAGGAAUAGGUGGAUCGAAAAAGUUUUCUUUGUCGUUUCCUAGGAACAUCACAAAUCUCCAUAAGGUUCUCAAAUUUUCUUGACACUAACAACAAGCUGUAUUAUAGCAUAUAGGUAAAAAAAUUUCUCAGACAAUAGUUUAUUGGGCAUUUAUGACAAGGAGGUAGGAAGAGCUUUGUCUUCCUACAUCUUAGGAAAGUUUUAAGGUGGAGUGUAGCCUUGAAUUGUCACACUAUAAGCAAAAUGACACCAAGUACCAGGACCACCAAAAUCAAAAGAAUGCAAACAGGACCACACUGGAGUUUCGUACAAAGGAUAUUUUUGGGAGGUAGCGUGUGUAAUCGAGCACCAUUUUUCUGCAAAUGUUCAGUACAAAAACUUUAUUGAAAGAAGGCAUAUUAUGGAAGUUUUGUAGAUAAUUGAGAUGACAAUAUAAAAUACGCAGUGACUGAACUGAUGCAAAUACCUCUAUACGUGUUAGAAAGUUUUACGUACUCCGGAAAAUCUGGAGUUAUAGCUAUGUUGAUUUGGAGAUCUUUGAAAGGUUUUUCUAUCCACCUUGAUGAUUUAUCCAUCUCAUCCCAUGCUGUAAAUACAUUGGGGUCCAUUCAAUGCACCUUUUAUACUUACAAAAAAUAAUAAACGCGAAACGGUCCUUUCUGUCAUUGACAUAAAGUGCACCUGCCAUCAUGGAAUCCGAUUUUAUAUAUUUUAGAUGCUAUGAGAUAAUAUUAAAUAAGCGCUUUCCUUUCGAAUGUCAAAUGCGCAUAGCGAAACAUUACCAGAGCUUGCUGAAAUAUGAAAAUGUCGAAUACUUGAAGAGAUGAGUAUCUAAUAUUAAUGACUGCUGAUAAUAUUAUUUCUAUUGGGAUACAAAACAUUUACAUGAAACAAUACUGGAAGAGGACUUUUUGUACGAACUGACUUAAGAAUUGAAGGAACAAUGGGUAAAUUUGGAACGCACUGUACAAUCAGUUAUAGUUUAACAAAGACACACCUGUUGUGAUCAUACUUGCAUUACAGUUCCUACUUUAACACUUAUAGUUCAUCGAUAUAUGAACUGAAACUAAACUGAAAACCACAAUGCCUCCAAAAUAGUAACUGUACAAAGCGUUCUAAUAUUACUUGACAAUAAGAUUAGUCUACACAGCAGGACGAAAAUUAUGAACGAUUUUAAAAAUAUUAUUUCAGCUUUUGGAACUCGUGGUUGUGAGUGAACCACAUAAGUUGACAGAUUGAACUUCACGAGCGAGUCAGGCUAUCAUGUUCGUUUUGAUCACGUAUAAAAAUUGAACUGAUUAUAUUCAGUGUUUUGCUGUGCACAUUACGACAUUCUCCGUUCAUCGGUCUAGUUCCACUUUUAUGCAUCGACCCAUUUCAUCAUCAUAUAUUUUAGCUACAAGUAGAAUAGAGUUUAGGUCUAGUCAUUACUAUAUCUAAAGUGCGUAUGGCCGUUACGACAAGCACAAAACUUAUCAAUAUGGUACUCGACUUAAAAACAAAUCUUGCAUUCGCUGUACUUUCCGCAGUUAUAGUUUUUUCAAGUAGAUCAAGAUUGGUAAACUAUUAAAUUCAAUAAGUUUAGAUUUACUAUGUCUACUUAGUCAUUCGCCAUUGUUAACCUAGUAUUAACCAUUUUCAAUGAUAAGUUUUCGAUUUAGACUGAAGGUCGGCUGUUUGUUCGAUAUACACAAUAAUAUGUAGGUAUAAUAAGCUAGAGGCACUACUUCAUCGUCUCUGCACGUCAUAAAAAAGAAUUGAUGAAAAGAACCUUGCAGUGUGAUCACUGAAACGAAAACUUAUUAUUCUCCUACAUCCUGGUUCUACAAGGAGACCUUACACCUUUCAGGUCACCGACUUGGCCACAGCUCUAUUUCUUGAAAUUGUCGGUCUCACCAUUGGUCAAUGUUUCGAAAAUGCUAACUUACGAAAAUUGUUAUAUUAGCAUAGGCAGGUUGUAAGGUUUGCUGUUGUUUUUUAAAUAACAAAAUGCAGUAGCCGUUGAAGAUUAAAUCAGUUUUGUAUUUGUAUUAAUUACCUCAUUUAUGUUAUUGGAUGAUAAUCCUCGUAUAAAUGGACAAAGCAUAAACUGUCACCGACUACAAAAAAGGAUCAACAUUUAAGCAAGUGCAAGGUCUUUCAAACUUAUCAAAGGAUAAACAUGCAUCAUUUACAUUUUGGCGAAAAUCUCUUUGGUCAGACAGUUUUAAUGCAAACCAUGCAUAUUUAAUCACUUUCUGAAAAAUUGGUGCUGAUAACUGAUGGAUCAAUGAAAAGAGUCGUUUGAAACCUUCACGAGAUGCGAUUUCGCGUUUUUGUGCUACUAUAUAUGAACAGUUCUGGAUUUUAUUUAAAACAUUUUUUAAAUACGACGAUUCAAAGAAGAUUUACAUCAAUCAAGAAGUUAUAUUGACGAUAUAAUUAGACAAUGGAAAGAAACCGCACCAAAAGCACCAUAAGAGAUCACUGGAAAUUUUACUUUUUGCUGAUGAUCCGAUGGUCUAAAGACACACUCCAAAUGGAUAUGCAUCUACUGAAUGAUGUCACUAAGGAGUAUAACUGUGGCUUGCUGACGUCCAACAAAGUCAUGGCUUUCAUAGAGAACCAACCAGUGACAGCAAAAAUCUUUCUAAAAGACACAACUAUGGAAUGUGUAUUCAAAUAUAUCGGUUCUGAUAACAGCAUUCACUAAAAACUGACGGCCUACGCCAGAAUGUGCGGCAUAAUUAUAAAUAAGAAAUCUAAACCAGUGAAGACAAUAUACCUAGCACAAAUUUUACACAUUAAUGGCUGUACCUACUCUGCUGUAUAGUUCUGAAGCCUGGGUCAUCAAAAAACGCGGCAAAAGUCCCAUACAAUCGACCGAUAUGGAAAUUUCAAGGGAAACAAAGAGAAUAUCAUAUCCGUAAUUGAUGACAAAAUAAAAGACCAUCAAAAAAAAUGUACAAAGAAUGGAAAUGGGACGUAAUAAUAAUUCUCACAGAGGACACCAAUUCGCGCAUCCAAACAUUUUUGAAACUUGGACAAAUGGUGAGACUGAUCCUUUCGAGAGAAAUAUUUUCCUUGUUUUCAAGUACUUCACCUUAGUACUUUAGGAAUCUGCUCCACUACUAUGUAUCUAUCAACACAUCGAGAUGCGGCAAAAUCGGUGACCCGAAGCCUGUAAAUAAUCCUUGUCAGUUUAUUGGAGUUACCUUAUUUACCAGAGAGUUACCGUAAAAUCUUUCGGCAGUUCGAGCGUGAAAACUAUAAGACUGGUCUUUUAAAUACUUUACACCGCCAUUGCUAACUUAAAUUUCUAGUCUAUUUAACCAUUGCCCAUUUUUUGUCCAUCUCUGUAAAAGCCUUAUUACUAUCAGUGUAUGAAAAGAUGUUAGAAAAAGCUAUUGUUAUAUUUGUUAAUGGAAGUCUAAAUUUGAUUUCUGAUUAUGCCAAAACUAUCACUCUGAAAGGGUAUGAGAAUAGCUCGUAAUUUGAGAUCAAAUAUAGACUUAUUUGUUAAAACAGCAUCAUCAGUAUUAUGUAUCAUUUUGUUGAACGCAAAAUAACGUAGGAUUUCAUGGUUUACUAAACUUGUUAACAACCCAACAUUAGAAUGCUGGGAUCGUAUAUUUUGUUAUUAAUUAUUUGAACGUACUCUAGUCAAGCUUUCUGUGAAUAUUAUUUCCCUUAAUACCUGUGUUGUGCAAUCAGAAAAUCUUAAGGAUAGAAACUUUUCUAAACAAGCAGCAAAUAUAAUUUUCUGUAUAAAAAUGUUUCUCUCCUUACUGGAAUAUGCCAAAGAGCUUUAUACUGUAUUUGAUUCGUAUUGAUCUCUAUAUUUUUACUAUUUAUUCUAUUUAUUUUUCUAUUUAUUGCUUAUAUCUAUACUGUUGUGUUCUAACGAACAAAAUUGCAAAAAUGGUUUUUCGAAUUUCAAACAUAACAUCAACUCACCUUGUUUCUUGUAAAGUAGUAAUCAGCAAAUACUGAGAAUGGAAACUAAGAACACAAAAAUCAAAUUCGUUAAUAUUUUACACAAUUUGUGAAAUGUGAAAAUCGAAAAUUGUUUCUCCGAUUUUGAUCGGCAUUCUCCAUUGAGUGCUAACUUGAGCUAUACCUCUGCACAAGUAUUUUUUCGUAGUUCAGUAUUAGUUAAUUAACGCACAUAUUUAAAAAAAUGGAAGGUGUAGAGUACCUAAAAUUAUAAAUUCCAUCAGAAGAGUAGCCAUACUUCGUUGCAUGUUUUAUUAAAUUUUACACAAAAUUAUGAUAAAUAAAAUUAAUAACAUAAUACUUAUUAUGAUAGUAGAUAAUUAAAUUAUUUAUAACCCGCUAACUUGUAAUACGAUACUGUAAAAACAUAUGAGUAAAGGUUAGAAAAUGGAUGCGUGAACUUUCUAUCCAUGUAUGAAAUUAUCAUAUUUUUUUUACACUGUCAAUUUUGCUGGUGUUUUAUAUUUCAUACAUACAUAUUAGUAAUGAAAAAUCAUUAGUUUUACAUUGUAACUUUAAUAUAUCAGGAUAUAAUAUAUUGUAUUAUACAGUACCUAUUGUAAUAUUUUGACAUAAGAUGGAUUUGCCAGUCCAAACUAUUAUUAUCAAGACAUGACAGAGCGUAGUAUUAAUGCUCAAAACUUUACAUAAUCUAUUAUUGAAAUCUUUUGAAAACGUCAUGUCACAGUUCUCCCGUACAAUUCCUUUUUCUAGAGGUGUAACAAGUUAUAAACUAAUAAAAUUCAAGCUUCAAAGUGAUAUAUAAUAUAAUAACUAUAAUUCUACAAUACUCCGUUGUACAAAAAUAUUCACAGAUAUAAGCAAGUGAUGAGUCAUAUGAAAAAUGAAUAAUACACAUCAUGAAUUAAGUUUGCACCGAUUCUAUGCACAACUUUACUCAACUAGAGUUUUGGAUAAGAUAAGAAUUCGCAUUUUAGUUCAACAUGCCUUAUUUGACAUAGGCGUGAAAGGCUGCAUCAGUCCGCCUAUUUCUGGGAAUGUAACUUGUACUUUAAUAGGUUGUACUAAGUGUAUCCUUGUGACAAAGACUUUUCUAAAUCUCCACUUUUUAACACAAAGAUCAAACUUCGAAUAAUCAUGUAAAUAUAAACAUCGCACGGCUUUUCAUUUGAACAUUUUUGUUUUUAAUGGUAGAGAUUGUUACACCUUUAGCUGGACAUUUAUUAUCGCUAUAUAUUUCCGAACAAACGCAUACCAAUUUACAUUAUGAAUUUAAAUUUAGUAUGGUAAACAAAGUUACUGGUUUGCUUUUGUUUGGUAGAUAUACCCAGUUCAUAUAAAUCUUUAUAAAAGAAUUAUAAAUUAAUAAAGUUAAAUAUAACGC
This is a messenger RNA of Acanthoscelides obtectus, 15930 nucleotides long. Lineage: Eukaryota; Metazoa; Arthropoda; Insecta; Coleoptera; Chrysomelidae. The record is from the annotation of a GenBank genome assembly.